Oldenlandia corymbosa var. corymbosa is the source of this 2170-nucleotide messenger RNA. Lineage: Eukaryota; Viridiplantae; Streptophyta; Magnoliopsida; Gentianales; Rubiaceae. The record is from the annotation of a GenBank genome assembly.
UUCAAUUUUUACUAAAGUCUGCGAGAAGGCCAUAACAAACUCGAAUAGGGUGAUGGAAGCAAAUGUAGUGUCUGCAAACUGAUUAGAUGCCAAGAAAGAUCAAAGAGAUCAACUCGAAAAAGAUACAGCCAAUCAAGAAAGAUUGGAAUCAUUGAAUACCAACAAGUCUGCUUUGGUCAAUAAAGCAAUUAUACAGGACAACUGUCAGCACACGGAAGCAAGAACCCAGCUAAGUAGUGAUGAAAAAUGGCUCCUUUUUCAGUUUUCCCAAUUCUGUGAAACGUUAAAUGCCACUUUCACCUGGCUCCUUAUUUUGGCCCUUUAUUACCCUUUCCCAAUUUAUACUCUCUUUUAAAACCAUGGCAGACCCUUUUUUAAAAAAUUUUUGGCUUCUAUAGACUGCAAUCUGCACACAAAAGCCAGCUUCCUCCAAUCAGGCGAAGGAUUCGUGGGAUGAACAGUUGUGUUUGAGUAAUAUUAUGCUCUCAAUUUUUUUCCCCUGAAAAAAGGAAGGGUACUACUUUUUUCUAAGCGUCUUUUAUGUUCCUUGUUCAUCCAACACUUCUGUCCCAAUUGCUACUUCAAAAUCCUGGCUUUUUUUUUUUCUGUGUUUUCUUGAAUCCUAAAUUAGGUAAACAUGGCCACUAUCUCGCGCAUUCCUUCACCCUCUUCUGUUUUUUCUGCCUAUGCUUCACUAUCAGCUUCUGUUAUGCUGGUUCAGACCGCCAUAAAUCAACUCAUACCUCGUACAGUGCAAAAUUAUAUCUCCUCUGCAAUCAGGUACUAUUUCAAGGCCAAGUCUUCAAAUCUAGUUCUUCUGAUCGAGGAGAGUGAUGGGAUUUCGAGCAAUGAGAUUUAUACUGCUGCUGAAACUUAUCUUUAUUCUAAAAUUGACUCUAGCGUUGAGUGCCUUAAGAUCAGCAAGAGUCCUAAAGAGAAAGGCAUAAAUGUCAAGUUUGCUCAGUGUGAAAAAAUUGUUGACACCUAUGAUGGUGUUGAAGUUGUCUGGAGGUUCAGCUGUGAGGAGAGGAAAAGGGGUUCUUCAAACCACCUUGUAGAUGAUGAAUCUGGUAAUGUGUUGCCAGAGUACGAGAAAAGGUAUUUUGAGAUGAGUUUCAACAAGAGGAACAAAGACAUGGUUUUGAACUCCUACAUUCCUCACAUCUUACAGAUAUCUAAGAACAUCAAAGACGAAAAGAAAGUUGUAAAGCUGCAUACUUUAUCAAGCUUUCCUUACUCAUCAACAUUCAUAUGGGAAUCCAUCAAUCUUGAACAUCCAUCCACUUUUGAGACACUUGCAAUGGACACAGAGUUGAAAAAGGCCAUUAUCGAAGAUAUGGAUAGGUUUGUGAGAAGGAAAGAUUUUUACAGGAAAGUUGGGAAAGCCUGGAAAAGAGGGUACUUGUUGCAUGGUCCUCCAGGUACAGGGAAGUCGAGCUUGAUUGCCGCCAUGGCUAAUUAUUUGAAAUUUGACAUCUAUGACUUGGAGCUGGCAAACAUAAGAAAUGACUCAGACUUGAGAAAACUGUUGCUGAAGACUGCUAAUCGUUCAAUCCUUGUGAUUGAGGAUAUUGAUUGCAGUGUUGAGUUGCCGGAUAGAAAGGGGAAUUCCGGGCUUGCGGAAGGACGUUAUUAUAAAGAGCAUCAGUUUCAUUCCCGACUACUGAACUUCAUCGAUGGCCUGUGGUCAAGUUGCGGGGAUGAGCGUAUCAUCAUAUUCACUACAAACAACAAGGACAGGCUUGAUCCGGCGCUGAUUCGCCCGGGUCGAAUGGAUAUGCACAUUGAGAUGUCCUAUCUAACUAGAGAUGGGUUCAGGACCCUAACUACAAAUUACCUGAACAUCAACAACCCACAUUGGAGGUUCGGAGAAAUAGAAGAGCUGAUUGGGAGCAUGAAUGUGACCCCUGCUGAGGUUGCUGAAGAACUAAUGAAAAGCGAUGAUCCAGAUGUUUCCCUGGGAGGAUUAUGUCAGUUUCUCAAGCUCAAGCGCAAGAAGAUGGAGGAAGAUGAUGGUGUCAAUGGUGAUGAUGGAUCCAGCAGGGAUGAAGAGGGCCAUGGAACUGAUCAAAGCCCAAAAGGGAAAAGGCUCAAGCUGGAUAAUGGGAAAGAUGAACUCCUUAGAAGGUUGCAAUGGUGUCUUGAUGAUCCAGCUCUAGUCAUGCCUUGA